AUGGCUUCCAUAUCUUCAAUGAUGUGUAUGAUUUUUCUCUCAUUGUUGUCAUGCCAAAUCUUAGCUUCCCAGAGUAGCUCUAAUGGCUUGUCACUAGAGCUGAUCCACCCAUAUACUCUAAUUAAAUCACCUCCAUCAUCAAUUCAUAAUCUUUCCAACGGUUCAGAUGCUUUGCAGCCAGACGCAAUCACUCCACCCAUUGUACCAAAAUACAACGCAUUCAUGCUUGUGAAGGUUGGUAUUGGCACCUUCACAGGGAAUCCCUCUUACAUGUCGUACUUGUUGGUGUUGGAUACUGGCUCUUCCCUCACAUGGGUUCAAUGUGAGGGUUGUGCUCAUAAAAGUAAAAGAUCAGAUAGGCGGCAUUGCUACCCUCAAAAGAAUAAAUUAUUUUCAAAUUCCACGUCUAAAUCUUACCGCGAUCUCCUUGACGACAAGUAUAAGAAGCAGGUGCCCUAUACAAUAACGUACGCUGAUGGUGACAAUUCUACAGGCGUUCUUGCGAUUGAGACUUUCACUUUCCCAACUGGUUCUAGUUCAUCUUCCCGCGUUGAAUCCGUUAAGGACGUAACUUUCGGGUGUGGUCUUAACAAUUGGGACCGGAAUGGUGAUGAUCGGUUUAAAAGAAUAUAUGUUGUUGCAGGGGCAUUUGGCUUAGGAAUCUAUGAUGGUUAUGGAAAAUAUUCUAUCUGGAAGAAACUAGAGCCUAUAAGUGGUGGAAGAUUCUCAUACUGUUUCGUAGGUUACGUGGAGAAACCCACACCUAUGUAUCUUAGGUUUGGCUCAGAGAUAAAGCCACCGGCAAAUUUGAGAACCACGAAAUUCUUGAAAAGUAAUUAUCAUGGUUACCGUGUGGCUUUGGAAGGUCUCGGCUUUGAAGGGAAGCGACUGGAUAUUGAUCCAAAGGUGUUUGCUCCCGCUCCCAGUGAUGAAAAGCCGGGUGGGUGUGUAAUAGACUCAGGUAGUACUAUGUCAUACAUAAUCAAGGAUGCAUAUGAAAAACUUGAAGAGAAAGUGAGGUCACACUUCUCAAGUCUUAAAGAAUUCAUCAGUUAUGUUGAUAACGAUGGUGCUCAGCUGGAUGUACAUCCUGAAGGCGUUUUCCUUAGGGAAGUAGAUAACCAAAAGAAACCACCCGAAGAAACCUUCUGUCUCAUGAUUCAAUCAGAUGACAAAUCUACCAUUUUAGGUAAUUUUCAGCAGGUAAAUGUCAAGUUCAUUUACGAUACCAAAAAGCAGGAGCUGCAGUUCGGGCCCGAAGAUUGUGCCCAAAACGGUUGA
This is a messenger RNA of Gastrolobium bilobum, 1281 nucleotides long. RefSeq names its product aspartic proteinase nepenthesin-2-like. Gene Ontology annotation, biological process: proteolysis. The record is from RefSeq and is a predicted model, not a curated record. Lineage: Eukaryota; Viridiplantae; Streptophyta; Magnoliopsida; Fabales; Fabaceae. Gene Ontology annotation, cellular component: extracellular region. Bases 1 to 1281 code for a protein of 426 amino acids. Gene Ontology annotation, molecular function: aspartic-type endopeptidase activity. The transcript has 2 exons.